This is a messenger RNA of Stereum hirsutum FP-91666 SS1, 940 nucleotides long. Its product is annotated as antifreeze protein. Lineage: Eukaryota; Fungi; Basidiomycota; Agaricomycetes; Russulales; Stereaceae. The coding region runs from base 1 to 753 and encodes 250 amino acids. The transcript is spliced from 5 exons. The record is from RefSeq and is a predicted model, not a curated record.
AUGUUCCGUUACCCCCUUCCCUUUACCUAUGUCUCCUCUAAUCCUCAUCCCAAGUUCGUCUCUGUGGUGCUCGCAGCAGGACCUCUUGCCGUCUCCCUCGGUGAAGCAGGAACAUUUGCUAUCCUGGCUAAGGCAGGAGUGUCAGUCAUACCACCGUCAUUAAUUAAUGGUAACGUAGGCUUAAGCCCCGCGGCGUCCACUUUCCUCACUGGCUUCUCAAUCACGGAGGACAGUACCGGCACAUUUGGCAACUCGACCCAAGUGUCUGGACAACUUUUCGCUGCGGAUUAUGCGGCACCAACACCAGCACAACUUACUACCGCGGUUGGAGACAUGGAGACGGCAUUUACCGAUGCUUCAGGUCGUCCUGGCCCUGACUUCAUCAAUCUCGCCGAUGGUGACAUCGGUGGACUGACGCUCACGCCUGGUCUUUACAAGUGGACCAGUGAUGUCUCUAUUUCAUCUUCAGUGACCCUCUCUGGCAAUUCCACCGAUACGUGGAUUUUUCAGAUAUCUGGUGACCUCACCUCCGCUGUAAACACCGACAUCAAUCUGCUCGGUGGCGUAGGCGGCGUGCCAAUGAAUAACAUCGUCUGGGUUGUCUCAGGUGCUGUCACGCUCGGCGCGACGUCGCAUCUCGAGGGCAUCUUGCUGGGCGCCACAUCUGCAACGCUCGAGACAGGCGCGACGAUGAACGGUCGGUUAUUGGUCCAGACUGCAGCUGCGGUUCAGAAGGGCAAUGUUGGCGUCUAGUGUCACUGGUUCAUCACAAAGGAUUUGCUAUUUGUAUCGUUGUACCGUUGUGAGAUAGGUGUGAUUUCUGUGAGAUCUUCGCGAUGACAAUUACGGUUCUUUCAAUAGGUUUAUAAUUCCCCUGCCCAGAAUUUUUUUCUCGUUCAUUUGUUCGUUUGUAUUCAGUAUGAAUAGGUUGAGAAUGUCG